This is a messenger RNA of Daphnia pulicaria, 2692 nucleotides long. Its product is annotated as 1-phosphatidylinositol 4,5-bisphosphate phosphodiesterase delta-4-like. Gene Ontology annotation, molecular function: phosphatidylinositol-4,5-bisphosphate phospholipase C activity; calcium ion binding. The transcript is spliced from 4 exons. The record is from RefSeq and is a predicted model, not a curated record. Gene Ontology annotation, biological process: phosphatidylinositol-mediated signaling; lipid metabolic process. Lineage: Eukaryota; Metazoa; Arthropoda; Branchiopoda; Diplostraca; Daphniidae. The coding region runs from base 346 to 2556 and encodes 736 amino acids.
CUGUUACAUAGUACUAUCUAACUCGGCGUUUUUCCCUAGUGGAAAGCACUAUCUAUUUAGACAGUUUCAGACUUUCACUUACAUUUAUUCACAUCGUAAUUUUUCGAGCUGAAAAGAAACUUCACAAUGUCUCUUCCCGUUUCAAAAUCCAGGACACGAAUUGUGUUACAGUAGUCGGGGCUGGGAAAAAGAAGACUGUUAGCAACAAAAUACAAUUCACCAUAACGUUCAGUCUUCCAAAAGUGUUCAUUUGAAACAAACACACAGAGCACAGCGAUCGCGCAACUCAAAAUUUGUCUUCAGUUUUAUUCAUUUUAAAAAUUUAGUAUUUUAGUUUCCCGUGUUAUGGCUUCCUCACCAACCCAAACACAAGAUCGCACGUUAAACGAAAACAUUGAAUUUUCGACUCAAGAAAAGUGCCAGAUUGAUUCGGUGCCUUCCAAAAUAAUUCACGAAGAUGUCGUGAUUUCACUACAACGCGGAGCUUGGUUCUUGAACGCCCGCCCAACAGAGGGUCGACAAUUGCUGUACGUUUCAUUGGAUCAAGAUGUGGUCAAAUUCCAAUGCGGACCCGCAAAGGCCAUCUAUCUAACCGACAUCACAGACGUGCGAUACGGAUGGAAAACGGACACGUUUGGCGAAACGACCCGGAAGAAGAACGACCUGCGAUGCGGUUUUCGAUUGAAAGAAGAUUGCUGUUUCUCCAUCGUUUACGGGUCUCAAAGACACACCCUAGAUUUGCAAGCCAAGGACGCGACGACUGCUCAAACGUGGGCCAACAAUGCUUCGGGUUUAAUCGAGGCAAUUCGAGCGCGGUCAUCAUCGCGCUCGGAUAAAAGUGAGUGGCUGAAACGAGCGUUCAAAGAAGCCGACACGGAUCGUUCGGGCUUCCUGAGCUUCGAUGAAUGCUGUCGCCUCUUGAGCAACCUCAACGUGAAUCUGGAGACGCCAAAAGUCGGCAAGUUGUUUCAAUUGUCAAAUACGAACCGUCAUCGAGAGAGAGGCGAGAGCGUCCUUGAUGAACAAGAAUUUCUGCACUUUUACAACCUGGUGAGCGAACGCAAAGAACUGACGACAAUAUUCCAAAACUGCGCUCAAGGUGAUGCCAAUCUUUCAGGCAACAACCUGGCGAAAUUUCUCAGCAUAGAACAGGAAAUGAAACAUGCUGAUCUGGCCUACGCCCAGAGGCUGAUCGAACGACACAAAUUACAGAACGCCAUUCAAGAAAUGACUUUGUCUGAAUUUCAAUCGAUGAUGAAUUCUCCGCUUUUCGAUAUUUUGAAAGAAGAACAUCACCAGGUGAAUCAAGACAUGGAUCAACCGAUUAGCAAUUAUUACAUUUCCUCGUCUCACAACACUUAUUUAAUUGGCGAUCAGCUGAUGGGCGGUAGUAGCAUCGAAGGUUAUGUUUCUGCUUUGGAGCGUGGCUGCCGGUGCCUUGAACUGGACUUGUGGGAUGGGCCAAACAACCAGCCGAUAAUCUAUCAUGGUCAUACGAAAACUACCAAGUUGUUAGCCCGGGAGGUGUUGGCUAAAGGAAUCAAACCUUUUGCGUUCAAAUUCUCUCCUUUCCCGCUCAUUUUGUCCGUCGAAAAUCACUUAUCAUUCUCGCAACAAACCAUAUUUGCAGAAGACUUGCGUCAAAUAUUUGAAUCUGCUCUUUUGAGUGGCCCUGAGGAAGUUGGCGGAAUGAAAUCGUCUCUUCUUACGCCCAAUCAACUUCGUGGAAAAAUCAUUAUCAAGGCCACUGGAGCCAAAGUGUGUUCUCCCGCCUUGUUAAGUCUGCUUAACAUAUGUCGCUCUUAUACAAACUUUGAAAAAUACGAAUACCACAACACGAGGCAUAAGAGUGCGUGUUACUGCGUCAUCUCAAUGUCCGAACUGGAAGCCUCAACCUACCUGAAAAAGUUGACGGCAGACGUCACGCAACAUUUCACGUGCAGAACCAUGAUGCGAGUUUACCCUACCGCUACACGAAUGGCGUCCAGCAAUUUCAACCCGGUUCAUUACUGGAAUUUUGGAGUUCAAAUGGUGGCUUUGAAUUUUCAGACACUCGGGAAAAAUCUUGAAAUUAAUAUCGGCCGCUUCCGCCGGAAUGGCAGUUGCGGUUAUGUCCUCAAACCGGACUGGCUACUCGGCAAAAUUGAAAGGAUACCAGCACUUUCGGGCAAACCACGUAAAAUAUUGUUGAUGCGGAUCAUCAGCGGUCAAAAUCUUCCUAAACGUCCUGGUCAGACUAAGAAAGGACAAUUUUACGUUUCUGUGAGAAUUGAAGGACAUCCACUGGAUUUCUACAAAUUCCGGACGAAUUAUUUAAUGAAUGGCAAUGGUCUCAACCCGUUUUGGAACGAGAAAACUGAAACAAAAAUCUGCUUUCCUGAAUUGGCAGUCAUAUGUUUCAGUGUUAAAUAUGUCGACGCAUACAAAAUUAAGCAAACUGUUGGUUCGUAUUGUUUGCCGGUGGAAAGCUUGGCUUCAGGUUACCGACACGCGCCACUGUCCUCUGCUGACCUAGUCUCGUCCAUUUUCCUUUACGUCAAAAUGAUUGAUUUAUAAUCUGAGUUUCGAUUCCAAGAAAUACAACUCAUUUAAAAUUAAUAGUUAAAGUCAUUCUACCGAAAUCUGUACGGCCUAAAUCAAAUAGAAUUACAAUAAUUUAUACAAUACAUUUCUCAAAUUGGAAAGUAUGUUU